CCAAGUUCCGGACCUGUGUCCUCCCCUGGAUAUCCAGUCCCUCUCAUGUUCCUUUUGGGAUUACAGCAGCCUCAGGAAGACCAGACCCUAGACCUCAGAGGAUUCCUGGAGAAAGGUAGGAGAGCUCUUGAAGCUAAAGAAGACCCUUCCCAAAGCAGAAGUGAGUUUUCUGAUAAUAUAAUCUAUCCGGAGAUGGCUACAGAAUCAAAGAAAGCGGCAGCUCAGAACUUUCCAGAGGACAAAGGACUUCUGAUAGUGAAGAUAGAAGAGGAAGAGAUUAUCUGGAGGCAGGGCACUUAUGUACAGAGAAUUGAUCCCCUCAGGCAGGAACUCUGCCGGCAACUAUUUAGGCAGUUCUGCUACCAGGAUUCCCGUGGACCCUGUGAGGCCCUGAGAUCUCUGGAUCUCUGUUGUCAGUGGCUGAAGCCAGAAAUCCAUACCAAGGAGCAGAUCCUGGAACUGCUGGUGCUGGAGCAGUUCCUGAGCAUCCUUCCAGGGAAUCUACAGGCCUGGGUGUGUGAACAUUACCCAGAGAGUGGAGAGGAGGCAGUGACCAUACUGGAAAAUUUAGAGAGGGGCACUGGUGAAGCAAUACUUAAGGUUCCAGUCCAUGGACAUGGACAAGAAAUAUUCAGGAAAGUGGUGUUACCUCCUGGACCAGCAUUUAGUGUCCAUUUCCAGCCAGUGGAGACCAAGGUCCGUUAUGGUUCUUCUGAACCCCACUUCCUACUGGACUGUGAUGAUGAGAGUGAAAAUAACAGAUGCAGGCCUAAGCUGGACAUUCACAAAAAAACAGAGUCACAGAGAAUUCUAUCAGGAAGAAUCUCAGGAUACAUGUCGGAAGGAUCUGGGGAGCUGCAAGAUAUCUGUAAAUCUACAGGCAGGAUAAAGAAGCAAUGGGAAAAAAUACCUGGGGAGUCUCAGAGACCAUCACCUGAUGUCCAAGAUGGAGGUUUUGGUAAAAUCCUCACGCAUAAAAAUAUACUCACAGGUGAAAUGGUAAGCCAUGAUGGAUGUGAGAGGAGCUUAAAUCUGAACUCAAAUGAAUUUACAUACCAGAAACCUUGUAAACAUAGUACCUAUGAACAGAGCUUCAAAUGGAAUUCAGGUUUUAUUAACCAUCAAAGAAUACAUGCUGGAGAAAAAAUUCACCAAUAUGGAAAAUGUUUCAAGAGCCCAAUACUUAGUAAACAUGCAGCUAUUUUCAGUGAAGAGAAAACUCAUCAGUGUAAUGUGUGUGGGAAAACUUUCAGGCACAGCUCGAAGCUUGUUAGGCAUCGAAGAAUCCACACUAGAGAGAGCCCCUAUGAAUGUAAUGAGUGUGGGAAAGGCUUUGCAGGGAGCUCAGAUCUUAUUAGACAUCAGCGAAUUCACACUGGAGAAAGACCCUUUGGAUGCAAAGAAUGUGGGAGAGCAUAGCUGAAUUCACAUCUUAUGUUGCAUCAGAGAAUUCACACCAGAGAGAAACCCUAUGAAUGUAGUGAAUGUGGGAAAACCUUUCGAGUGAGUUCACACCUUAUUCGACAUCUGAGAAUCCACACUGGAGAGAAGCCUUAUGAAUGCAGUGAGUGUGGAAGAGCCUUCAGUCAGAGCUCACACCUUAGUCAACAUCAGAGAAUUCAUAUGAGGGAAAACCUAUUAAUAAUGUAAGGAACUUUAGUCAUAUGGAGAUAAUGAGGAAAUAGCAAAACAUGAAAACUGUUAAAUAAAAAAUAAAUAUUGGGUGAGAGGAAAGACUGAAA
Molecule: messenger RNA, 1742 nt
Organism: Nycticebus coucang (slow loris)
Lineage: Eukaryota; Metazoa; Chordata; Mammalia; Primates; Lorisidae
Gene: ZNF165
Product: zinc finger protein 165
Biological process (GO): regulation of transcription by RNA polymerase II
Molecular function (GO): DNA-binding transcription factor activity, RNA polymerase II-specific; RNA polymerase II cis-regulatory region sequence-specific DNA binding
Source: RefSeq, a predicted model, not a curated record